UGGAAUGACCAUGAUUCAAAAAGAUGUAGGUUCCCAGGAAGUUACAAUGCCUGAAUUGUCUCGUACAACGGAUCAAACUGUAUCCUUCUUGAAGAGUGGUCAUUUUCUGGAUAAUAAUGUGCCGUUAUUGCACAGUGAGAUGGCUUCCACUGAUGCCUUCAGGUCUUCCGAUGUAUUCUCGCCAUCUGUUUCAUACAUUGAUGACUUUUUGAGCACCAAAGCAAGUUCAGGAGGGAAACACUCUGACUCCACAAGCAAUAGGGAGUCAUGUUCUUCGACAGAGACAUCGUGAAGAAAAGAACAAAGCUGCAACUUUUAGCUGAGCAAACGGUAGCACUGAGAAGUCAAAAGUUGUCAUCUCCCAUUGAAGACAUAGCUUUCCAUAGAAUGGAUUUGUCUUCUUCAGCUCAAGGCUCUUCAUCCAAAGGUGAUGUUUUGCAAUCUGUGAAUGAAAAAGAGAAGUUGUGGUGUGGAGAUACUUUAUCUCCAGUUGUGGAAGGAUUUUUGUUCAAGAAGGAAGACUUGCUUGCUUUAUCCAAAGGAACAAUCUCCUUAACAGAUGAGCAACUGAUACUCACUGAUGAAGAUAUCUCCCUGAUAAGUGAGGAACUUCUCUCUCCACUUGAAGAGGACAGUAUGUUUAAUAUGAAAGAAUUAACAUCUCCAGUUGAUGACUUGAUCUUCUAUGGGAGUGAAACAUUUCCAACGCCAGCUGAAAACAUCCCAUUCAGCUUAGAAGACUUGCCUCCUCCUCCUUCUACACCCGAAGAAACAGUUUCAUCAAGAAAUGAAGAGCUUCUGUCACCAUUUGAAGAAAAUACCUCCCUUAAAAUUGAGUACUUGCUGCCCCCAUCUCUUGAGAAGUCUUUUUUAAGUCAGGAUUUACUACCUUCAAGUGAUGACCUGAAUCUAUAUGACACAGAUGACUUUCCUUCUCCACCACCUCCUCCCACUGAAGAAAUAGAUGAAAAGAGUGAGGAGUCUGUGGUUGAGGAAGGCAGAAGUAGGCCCAAAGCAGAUGGAAAACAGGAAACGCAUGAAAUGGAAAAGGAGAGCAGAGAUGCACUUUGGAGUUUUCAUAUUGGAGAUAGAGUGCUGGUACAUCAUUCAAAGGCUGGUACCUUAAGGUUCAAAGGACACACAUCAUUUGAGCAAGGUUACUGGGCUGGUGUAGAGCUGGACAAAGCAGAAGGAGACCAUGAUGGAACAUUUUAUGGGGUUAAGUACUUUGAAUGCACAAAUAAAUGCGGGAUCUUUGUUCCUCCUGAUCACAUCACUCACCUUUGGGAUGAUUAUGAAGUUGACUUCGAUCUCACAGACAGCGACGAUUCCAUGGAUGGUUCACCUGCACGAAACUACAAAAGCCUGAGGGACGAGUUAAAAGAAUCUUCGUUCUUUCAAGAAGAGCCUGAAGAGACAGGAAAUGAGAAGGGGAACGUGGGGCUGGGUAGAAAAGAAUCCUCACAUCCGUUCGACGAGGAAGAGCUUUGUCUAAGUGAGGACAGGGAUGUGGAACUGGAACGCACAAUCCUGGAAUGUGCAAGGGCAGUGGAAUCAUUUGGAGAUUCGCAGGAAUUAUCUGAAAGUGAAGCAGACGGAAAAUUUGAUUUUGAGGCCAAUGUAAAUCCAAAGGUCUCCUUCAGAACCAAGGCUUUACCGGGCUCCCAGGGUAAGCACCACGGACAGCUGGUGAGUGAAAUUACUGAACAUCUCACAAGACAUCUUGUACAAGAAACAUUUGCUGAGCUGAGCAAUCUGAGCACCAAAAAGGUCAAGGGCUGGUGGCCAGGCGAAUGUCGGAAUAAACUGGAGAGGCCUACAUUGACAUUGAAGAAUGGGUGCCAGCUCCAAGGGCAAGGUGACCAUGACAAGUCCUUCACCAAAGUUAUUAACCUUAGAGGAAUAGACGGCGGUGAGCUUGCAGGUCAGAUUAAAACUGUGACAGGAGACUGUAACAAAAAAGCUAUAGAAAAUGUGACGGAGAACACGGUUGCAACAUUUAUGGAUGACGCUGCGGAUGAAUCCACAAAAGUCAAGAGAAAACACAAUGAGGACUUGAAAGGAGCUAUUUCACUCCGGCCUCAGACUUCAGUGGAUGAUUUGGCUGGGAAGGUACUUGAUGCUGGAAUGUUCGGAGAAAACCAGGACAUCAGCAGUGAGGAGUUUAAAGGGCUCCAGCCCAUCCCAGGCAACAAAUCUCAAAAGCAGAUGUUUGCAUUGGAUCGGUGGUAUUCGGGCCCAUGGAGACAAAUAAAGGAGACCGUUUUCAUUGUCCCUCAUGACCUUAGCCACGUACGGAAGUUGGUUGAAGAUGCUGUGCACGUACUUUGGAGGCAACGUGACCAACUUCAAGCUGGGGAUAGCGUUGACCUGUCCGAAGUUUUGACAUUUACCGAAAUUGAUGAAAUGGACAAAGAUGCAGAAAGCAAAAGGGUAUACAAGCAGGCUGUACUGGAUUUGACUUGUGACAUCUUUCAAAACCUUUUCAUGAAGGACUCCGAAUCCACCCAUUACCCUUGUGUGAAGCGAAAGCCAUCAGGCUCACUUUGUCCACUUUCAACACAGAGGAUGUUAAUGAGGUGAAGUUAUUUGUCCAAGGCAAAGUGCUAAAGCUGCUAAAUCUGGACAGAAAUGAUCUGGAAAUGAAGUGGAAACUCCAGAAAUUGACAAAGUACGGAAAGAGCAAAAGGGAUCAGGUUGACAUUAUUCUGAUUCAGGAAUUGCAAGAAGAAAACAAUCAGUGGGUGGAAUAUGAGACCGAUGAGUUCACUGUGAAGAUGAAACUGACUGAGGAAAUUUUUAACCUCCUGAUCUAUGACACCAUCGAUACCCUUAACAGAAUCUCUCAAAAGAGAUCUCAGGACCAAAGCCCUAAUAAAUAGAAUGGUCCUAGCUGGACAAGAAGGGGGACUAAACAUAGGUUACUUGGCAAUUAUUUAGGCUGGUUGGGCCAUUUGAAGCCUGAGGAAAAUGUUGACGUGAAUACUGGACUACUGACGUGGAGUCCUGUAGCUCAGUGGUGAGAGCACUCGCUUUGCAAGUGA
Messenger RNA from Callorhinchus milii (elephant shark), 3044 nucleotides. Its product is annotated as centrosome-associated protein 350-like. The record is from RefSeq and is a predicted model, not a curated record. The transcript has 5 exons. Bases 268 to 2583 code for a protein of 771 amino acids. Lineage: Eukaryota; Metazoa; Chordata; Chondrichthyes; Chimaeriformes; Callorhinchidae. Gene Ontology annotation, biological process: microtubule anchoring. Gene Ontology annotation, molecular function: microtubule binding. Gene Ontology annotation, cellular component: centrosome.